AUGUCGGACACGCAGCAAGUCGGAACUGCAUCGGCGGCUGCAUCCGCGGUAAUUCAAGAUGCCAUGGGUCCAAAUGCAGUGGUCAAGGCGCCCGAAGCAGAUUUUUCUAAUCCUUUCACCGUGGCCCAGGCAGCGCCGUCAGAACCGUCUCAGGCGACCGACGACACCCCGGAAACAAAAGCAAAGGCAGCGAAGCUGGAUAGAAGCCACGACGCUGCCACGGCAUCGCACAGAGGUAUCUUGGCGGUUGUAGAAGAAACCGUCAAAUCAUCCUCUGCAGCGCCAGCUGGGCCGUCUUUAACCUCGUCCGAUGCUGUCCGCGAUGACCGCGCCGCUAACUGGCCGGAUCGCUACUACCUGGAGGGCGGCCUGCGCCGAGUCAAACCCUACUACUACACCUAUAAUACAUGGGUAAAGGAACGCUGGCGGGGACGGUCUCUGCUGGAUGUUUUUGAGAGUGAAUUUCGGGACCGCCCUUUGGCCUACUACCGUCGAGCCAUGGAGUCGGGUACCGUAAAAGUCAGCGAGAAAAUUGUCGGUCCGGAUCACGUGCUGAAAAACGGUGAACGUGUCUCGCAUACCCUCCACCGCCACGAGCCGCCUGUCACCGCCGACCCCGUUCAGAUAAUUCAUGAGGAUGAUGAUAUGUUGGUUAUAAACAAGCCAGCAGGUGUUCCGGUACACCCAGCUGGUCGCUACCAAUACAACUCGGUGGUGGAGAUCCUAAAGCAUGAGCGGGGACCUGGGUUUAUUCCCUACCCUUGCAACCGGCUGGAUCGCCUGACGAGCGGUAUCAUGUUCUUGGCCAAGUCACCUGCGACAGCGAAGCGACUGAGUCUGCAGAUUCAAGCACGUGUUGUCCGCAAAGAAUAUCUGGCACGGGUGGUAGGUCGGUUCCCUGACGGCGAGGUUAUUUGCGACCAGCCCAUUCUGCAGAUCUCGCCAAAGCUGGGCCUUAACCGCGUACGGGCCAACGGCCGGUCUGCGCGUACCGUUUUCAAACGGCUUGCCUACUACCGGCCGGAUGGAGAGAAGGGCGAUGCGUCUCCGUCUGAAGGACCGGAAUCACGUACAGGCUAUUCUAUCGUUCGCUGCCUGCCAGUCACUGGCCGCACGCAUCAGCUCCGUGUGCAUUUACAGUAUCUCGGCCACCCCAUCGAGAACGAUCCCAUCUAUGCCAACCAGAGAGUGUGGGGCUUUGACCUAGGCCAGGGCGAUGCCGAUGCUUCUGUACAUACCGACGAGGACAUUAUCAGCCGCCUCUCGCGGAUGGGCAAGGAAGAUGUCGCUGAGGCUGUUGCCUACUACGAUGAGAUGGUCGACGAGUACCACAAGCGCAAGGCCGAGCGCAUGUCGGGCCACGUGUGCGAGGAGUGUGACACGCCGCUAUACACGGACCCGGGCUCGCACGAGCUCUCACUAUGGCUGCACAGCCUGCGAUAUGAGGCUGCCGAUGGUGCUUGGAGUUAUGUCAGUCCACUCCCUGCGUGGGCCUUGCCGCCAAACGGCGCAAGUGGCCCGACUGAAGUGGGCAAACUAGACGACCUCGUGGGCGCCGCAGGUGCUCCCGGUUUUGAGGCAGAGCCGGAUACAAAAGCAGAUGAUGCAGUCAGCAAGAAGGAAAUGAACUCCAUAAUGACGGGUGCCGCAGGCCCCAGCACAGACACUACAACAGCCCCAGCGGCCGAAACUGGUGCGUCAACUCCUACUAUUGCACCAGAGACACCGGUACCAACGGUGGAACCACCGAAACAGGCGUCCGGGUCUUAG
Molecule: messenger RNA, 1770 nt
Organism: Sporothrix brasiliensis 5110
Lineage: Eukaryota; Fungi; Ascomycota; Sordariomycetes; Ophiostomatales; Ophiostomataceae
Product: tRNA pseudouridine synthase 9
Exons: 1
Coding region: 1-1770 (589 amino acids)
Biological process (GO): pseudouridine synthesis
Molecular function (GO): RNA binding; pseudouridine synthase activity
Source: RefSeq, a predicted model, not a curated record